This is a messenger RNA of Planococcus citri (citrus mealybug), 1104 nucleotides long. RefSeq names its product peroxiredoxin 2-like. The transcript is spliced from 4 exons. Gene Ontology annotation, biological process: hydrogen peroxide catabolic process; response to oxidative stress; removal of superoxide radicals. Gene Ontology annotation, cellular component: cytosol. The coding region runs from base 250 to 834 and encodes 194 amino acids. Gene Ontology annotation, molecular function: thioredoxin peroxidase activity. The record is from RefSeq and is a predicted model, not a curated record. NCBI's taxonomy places the organism in Eukaryota, Metazoa, Arthropoda, Insecta, Hemiptera, Pseudococcidae.
ACUUAUUAAAAUUACCCGAAAGGCUGAAAUUUUCAUUCGAUAAUUGUUCGGCUUAUUGCUCUAAAUUACGAAGUACUCCUUUCGAACACCUGUAACUCACUUUUUGAAUGGACACCGGGCGGUACUUUGAUAAUGAAUUAUUAAUGUUUGCACGAAUAUGUGUGUGUGUAAUGAUACGGCCACUUGUAAGACGUAUUUGUAAUGUAUUAAAUAUUCAAAUUUUUCAAGUCCGAUCCGAAUACUUAGAAUAUGGCACCACAGUUAGCUAAACCUGCUCCUACCUUUUCCGGAACCGCUGUUAUCAAUGGUCAAUUUAAAAAUAUCAAAUUAGAAGACUUCAAAGGGAAAUACUUAGUUUUGUUCUUCUACCCGUUAGAUUUUACGUUCGUUUGUCCUACGGAAAUAAUCGCUUUCUCCGAUAGAGUCGACGAAUUCAAAAAAAUCGGCUGCGAAGUCAUAGCUGCGUCAUGCGACAGUCAUUUCUGUCAUUUGGCCUGGGUUAAUACUCCAAGAAACCAAGGAGGUCUCGGUCAAAUGAAUAUCGCUUUGUUAGCCGAUAAAUCGGCUACAAUCGCUAAAUCAUACGGUGUUUACAACGAAGAAACUGGUAUACCUUUCCGCGGAUUAUUCAUUAUCGAUGAUAAAGGUACCUUAAGACAAGUGACGAUAAAUGACCUCCCUGUGGGAAGAUCUGUCGAUGAAACACUUCGUUUAGUGCAAGCAUUCCAAUUUACCGAUAAGCACGGUGAAGUUUGUCCGGCUAAUUGGAAACCGGGUAGUAAAUCUAUGAAACCGGACCCGAAAGGAGCUCAAGAAUAUUUCCAAAAUCAAUAAUAAAUAAGCAUUCGAAUUCGAAUUUUUUUGAAGAAACCUGGCGUCCUUCUUUUUUUUUAUCUUUGAAAGAUGAUAGAUUUUUAUGUAUGUACCUAUAGUUUUAACUCUCCUCAUCUUUUCAUGUUUUAAUCAUAUAUUUUUAUUUAAUUUAAAAUAAUGGAAAAAAACGUAUUUAUUGUAAUUUUGAUUGAAUGAACAGAGGUGUCGCGUUAGUUUAAAAAUGGAAUCAUGUGUGCCACUUAUAAAUACAACACUGUUUAAGCUCGCUGA